AUGAAGUGGCCAAUAAUUUUCAAUUUUUUACUAUUUAUUCUUCUAUCAUUUAUUGUACCUACCCGCUCUAUCGACAAUCCAAAUCCAAAUACUUUGGAACUUGUUGAAGACUUUAGAGUCUCAAAGAAUAUAGUCUUUUCAUGCCAGGCUGGUGGGUCAUCUCACAUCAACUGGGUGCUCCUCAUACUUGAAGAACUAGCAACAAGAGGACACAAUAUCACAUACAUUACUCGGGAUGAUCAUCUAAAAUUUGGCAAGCCUUAUCCUAAAAUCAAAUCUGUUUCAAUUGGAAAACGUUUGGUGCAGAGUUGGCUUCCAACUACUUCAGGAAAGCGAGGCGAUUGGAUAGAGAGGAUGAAGGUUGUCGAGGGCCCUAUAAGAAGCGAAACAGAAAAAGAGGUUGCUUUUUACCGCUCCUAUUUUACUGAAAAUAAUGUAGACGUUGCCUUGUGCGAUAUGUUCACAACCAUAUGUGUCCUUGUAGCACGCGAAAUGAAGAUUCCUUUUAUUAUUACAUCUAGUAUAGAUAUAUCUCCCGACUCAAAGGCACCAUACAUCAAUAAUGGAAUAAUGGAUAUGGAGGAUCCAAUAACCUUGUACCAGUCAUACUUUAAGCGUCUGUACACGACCACAAUUCUGCCGUAUACCACCAUCUACCGCACUAUGGGAUAUGCCAAAGAAUUCAGUCGUAAACUUGAUUCGGUCGGCAUAUCAGGAUUCAAUGGAAAUGAAAUUGGUCUCUGGAAAGAUUCUUUAAAGAUGGUCAAUACCGUAUUUGGGUUUGAACCCGCCCGCCCGGUUGGACCACUUGUCGAAUUUGUUGGUCCGAUUAUUCCACGAAACCACCAGCCACUGACAGACUCUUUGAAGAGCUAUCUCGACACCCAUCAACGAAUUGCUUACAUUGCUUUUGGACAGCAUGCCACCCCAGAACUUCACGACACUCGUUUGAUACUGACUGCCAUGUUUGAAAACAUAGAAAACGGUGCUCUUGAUGGCUUUGUGUGGGCCACAGUUCACUUGACAAAGGACUUUCCUACCUCGAUCACGACUUCAUCCAACACAACUUACUACUAUUCAGACCUGAUAAAAGACAAGAUUCCCUCUUCUCGGCUGGUCCGAUGGGCUCCACAGUACGCAGUUCUCAAUCAUCCAUCUACGAUAAUGUUCAUGACCCACGGUGGUGCUGGAUCACUACACGAAGCCUUGUUUGCCGGCAAACGGUUGGUUGGGUACCCAUUCUGCGGAGACCAGCCUGGCACGGCACGUAAUAUCGAAAGGUCCAAGCUGGGCGCUUUUGUGGACUACAAAAAAUCUCAGUUGGAAGCAAACAAGGCAAUUGAGCGAGUGGUUAGGGACAAAGGUGGGGUGAUUCAGCAGACUGUCAAUCGAUACAAGGCGCUUGUUCAAAUUCACACUCAAACCGGAGUUCGGCGUGGUGCCGAUCUAGUUGAAGAAGUUGCUUUUGUAAACGUGGAUGGUGCGUUACCUCAUCGCUAUGAGGUCGCGAGAAAAAUGUCUUUUGUAAAGGCUAAUAAUUUAGACGUCCAUGCUACGUGGAUUUUGGCAGUCCUUGGCUUGUUUUACUUAAUUGUCCUCGGUGUUAAAAGUGCGAUUCUCAGUAUUUAUACUAGUGUACAUCGUUCUAGAAAACUAAAGACACUUUAA
Molecule: messenger RNA, 1668 nt
Organism: Phycomyces blakesleeanus NRRL 1555(-)
Lineage: Eukaryota; Fungi; Mucoromycota; Mucoromycetes; Mucorales; Phycomycetaceae
Product: glycosyltransferase family 1 protein
Exons: 4
Coding region: 1-1668 (555 amino acids)
Molecular function (GO): UDP-glycosyltransferase activity
Source: RefSeq, a predicted model, not a curated record